AUGUACAUAAUCUUUCCUCUAAUUUUAAAUGUUUUCACAGACACAGAAGGUGUGAGCAGUGGUUGUGAGGCGAGUGGUUUUAAAGAUGAAAUAGCAAGAGAUUACGCUGCAUUACAGACACGUCUGGGGAGAGAGUUCUCUGACAGACGAGGAAAAUUAUAUGCAGCAAUCAGGCCAGUGGCAACAGAGGAACAGCUAUCUGCUGACUUUAGGAAGAAGUUGGCGGAAUGGCAACGAAUGAAGGGAGUGAGACAACCACCGCCAGUCCCCGCCAGACAGGAUCUUAGCGAGGACUUCCUGAAGAAAUGGGACGAAUGGAAGCGUAUGAAAGAAACGAAUUCAGUACCCGCUUGGAAAGAAGAAGAGAAACCGGAUGAAGUACUAGUACAGACUUCAACAGGAUUAUUCAAAUUUCAUGGAAUAUCCCGUUCUUUCACUCGUAAAUUGCACGAAUGGGAGAAAUCUCGUGGUAUCGCCCCUGAAGCUUCAACAUCAGCCUUGCUCCGAGCUGCCCGCGCUAAGGUCACGCUGCCAGCCCUGACCCGCACACAGUCUGACGGCAGCGUCGCUCCUUCCAACUCUGGCAGAGUACAUGCAUCUAGUCUCAGCGUGAAUGAUGUAGAUGACAUCGAUUCAGAAUAUGAAAGAGAUCAUUCUAUGCACUGCACCGACUUCGACAACCCGCCUGCCCGAGAGGCUGUAUUAGUAGAGGUAGAGGCUGAGGAGAUCUGUACUGCCGCACCUCUGGUAGCAGUUUCACCGAGACACACGCCACAGAAACCUAUCUAUACAUACGGACGAGCGGAGGCGAGACAUCUCUGUGAAACCAGCUCUGCGGUCACGGGAACUGCUGUCUUACAGUCUAACGGUGUCGUAUUUUCAGAAUCCCCUAAUUUGAAGCAGUCACCAUCUAAAGAAUAUACUUCUAUGAAACUAAAGACCUCUCGAGAACAGUUAAUAAUGCAAGAAAAAUCACAUAAAUCAAAAAUAAUACGACAAUCUAGUAUUGAAGAGGACGCUAAAUUCAUCAGAAAAACUAUUGAAGAAAUAGAACGGGGCAGUUCCAGCCGCUACAAACAAGAAACUGUAAUCACUGUUGACGAAACAAAUUUACUUAAAGAUUCUGCCACUCCAUCGACGAGUAAAAUGGGUAGCAUGAGAAACAUAAAACAGGAUAACUUGAAAGAUUACAAGAACGAGAAGGAUAGUAACGAGGAAGCGAAGGAAGAAAGUAAACGCAAAGAAACAGAUAAGAGUAACGGUAAGAAAAAAUCCAAGUCGAGAGCCAGGCUGGAGAGAGAGCAGUCGAAACCAUCUGAGAGUGAUACAGAACCUGAGGUUGACACAGUCACUGUUGAGAUUCCUCGGAGAAGAAAGAGACCUCGUCGACCAUCCGAGAAGCCUAGAACCCCUCCAGCCUCACUACAUUCAGACUCCGAUGGAGAGGUAUUUGUCUUAAAACUAAAAACCCCGGACCAGCGAGAUAUAUGUCCUGAAGUUAUAGUGAAAACAACAAGGAAAAUUUUCUCACCCGUUGUACGGAGCGGGGAGUCGGUCCCUCGAGCUGUGAUACCCGUGGAUGUUGAAGAUCUGGAUGAAGUCAGAUCACCGGGAACAUCGAAAAACAAAAGCGAGUCACGAAGUCUAUCAGACCAGAAAUUAAACGUAGAGAAUAAAGUCGGUAAAAAGUCAAAAAAACCACUUCAUGUUCAGGAAGAGGAACAGAGGCCGCGGAGUAGACCACCACUCCCACUGUCACCACCAUCACAACGGAAACCUCCUCCGAAAGAAACUUCUCCGUCCAUACGGAUAAUGAUACAACGAUACAACAAAAAAAUAAAUGAGGAAGGUCCUCUCUCCGGCGCCAGCAGUGGCGCAUCUUCACCGGCUUGGCGUUCACCCAAAUCUGAACGACGACGGCCUCCUGACAUGCCACUAGGUGUUAACAUUAGAAACAACCCAUUUCUAGAGAGGGAAGUUCAAAAGUCAGCUAGCGCCUGUCAACUUACAAGGCGAGACCAAACAUCGGCUGAGAAAAGUCUGUCUCCAACGUGUCAAACACACGAAGGUGUACUGAAAUCCCAUAGCGCCAAUACCUUACAUCCAGAAAUAUCUGGGAGCGAAGAACUACCACCGAACAUUGAAGACAGUCAAGAGACUAUACGGAAUACAACCGCGAGCUCAGACACGAUAGUACCAAAUAAAAUUGAAAAUAAUGCAACCCCAGAUAGAAAUACAGAACUUGAAGUAGCCUUUUCAAGAAAACAAUCGGAAUCAGUCCUACCGUGUCUAUCACGGUUCGUGGCGCAGAAUCCAUGUUAUUUUGAACGAUCACUAUCAGCCGUCGAAACCUCCAGUCCGUCGAGAGAAGCUGAAGAAUUGGCUGCCAGAUUAUCAGAACGAGCUGAGCGAAUAAGAGUAGCGAGAGAAAGAUUUCUUUCCUCCACCAGUCCUAUGAGAAGGGAAGGUACAAGUUCUGCGAGUGAUUUACGGCCCGCUGAUCGAUCGAGUCGUAUGAGUGAGGGGUCUAAUGUAGAGAGUCAGCCGCCGGCGGAGCUCGGGCGAAGUGCCUCCACUGGUAUGGUCAACGUGGAGAGAGAGGCCUGGCAGAGAAUAGCAGAAGCUCCCCGCAGAGACCGUCCCAAGUCCCGCUUCAGUCUGUCCCGGCUGGCUGCCAAGUUACGUCGUAAAGAGGAGAGCGCUGUGUCCCGCUUGUGUCGACAGAGUCUGCUCGUACAGUUGAGGAAACAAUAA
Molecule: messenger RNA, 2754 nt
Organism: Danaus chrysippus (African queen)
Lineage: Eukaryota; Metazoa; Arthropoda; Insecta; Lepidoptera; Nymphalidae
Source: the annotation of a GenBank genome assembly